AUGAUGGUCGGCCCGAGCUCGGGAAGGUUGACGCCCAGCAGUGGUAUAUCCCACUCUCGAGCAGGGUCAGCCAGUCGAGUCAUGACUCGCACAACUGACAAUCCUACUUCGGUCAAAGUUGGUAAGCCGUGCAACCCGCGGCCUGUCGUGUAGUGGCUCCCGAGUCGCACGCGCGCACUGACCUCCUGACGACUCCCUUCCGGGGCUCAUCAUCCCGUCAAACGCACGUGCCUUCUAUUCCGGAACUUAACCUGGGGGCGGUUUGUCACUUCUUGCUUUGUUUGCCUAUCACCCUACGUCCUGUCGCCCAACAGUCGUGCGCAUUCGACCCCCGACUACGGAGCACGUCCGCAUUUCAACACGGUUUCAGCGGACCGUCGUCGCUGCCCUCAACGCGACCACCCUGCAGCUGGAGAGCGCCACGUCUGGAGGAUCAGCCUCGAAUGCCUUAACCAAGACGCCCAAGUCGACUUUCACGUUCGAUCGAGUGAUCUCGCCCGAAGAAGGCCAAUCUGAAGUUUUCGCUUGUGCCGAGCCGCUCGUCGAAUCCUUCCUGACGGGGCUCAACGCCACAAUUCUGGCCUACGGUCAAACCUCAAGCGGAAAAAGCUAUACUAUGGGAACUACAGCGGCCCCAACCUCCGAUGUAGAGAGCGAAGACCGCCUCGGCAUCACGCCUCGCGCUGUCGCCCUCAUCUUUGACCGAAUGCGGGAGAUCACGAACGCCUCGAAAGGGGCCACGACCUUUGACGCCAAACUGUCAUACGUCGAAAUCUACAACGAAGACCUCAUCGAUUUGCUUGCAGGCAACGCAGACGUGCGGCCCACUGUUCAAAUACGUGAGGAUAAGCAGGGCAACAUCUUUUGGUCCGGCCUGCGUGAAGUCAAAGUGACCAGCGCGCUGGAAGUGAUGACGUACGUUUCCCGCAAUGAGAGUGUCGAGUCCCGUGACGCCGCUGUAUUGACCCGCCUAUGACUGUGGAUCAUUGUGAAUCAUAGUCACUUGACCGAGGGGUCGGCGCUGCGACAGACGGGGGCUACGGACAUGAACGCACAGGUUAGUCGUGGUCACGCAGCCGAGUGACUUUCCUUGGCCUCAGAGGCUGAAUCCUGGCGAAAAACACGUGUUCCCGCGUGCCUUCUUUCCCCUCCCUCUUUCUUCUUUCGUACAGUCGUCCCGAUCGCACGCCAUAUUCUCCUUGACUCUGACGCAGCAGAAAUCGACCGAUGGCGGUCCUGUCGACGGCCCAAGUUCCUCUGUUUCACGCGCAUCAGCACGCGCAAGCUACUCUCCAAGAGUGUCGAGCCCGGGUCCAGGUGCCACUUCUCGCUCCGCAACACCCAGUCAUGACCGACCUGGGAGUCGAUUCGGUCUACGCCCGCCCAGUUUUAUCGGACCGGUCCGAGCCGCAGGAGACCCGCUCUCGGAUUCUUCCCCGGGCCUUUCCACAUCUACCAUUUCGCAGUGCACCACCAUCACGUCGAAGUUCCACUUUGUCGACUUGGCCGGGAGCGAACGUCUUAAGCGUACUGCUGCAGCGGGGGGUAGAGUCAAGGAAGGGAUUUCGAUCAAUGCUGGAUUGCUAGCGCUCGGAAACGUUAUCUCGGCGCUCGGAGAUCCUUCCAAGAAGUCGACACACGUCCCGUAUCGGGACUCCAAACUCACGAGGCUGCUGCAAGACUCGUUAGGUGGUAACGCACAUACGAUGAUGAUUGCUUGCGUUUCCCCGACCGAACUGAACCUCAACGAAUCGCUGUCCACGGUCAAGUAUGCCAAUCGGGCUCGCAACAUCAAGAAUCGCGCAGAGGUCCACGAAAUCGAGGCUGGAUGGGAGGAUAUUGAGUAUCUCCAACGCACCUUGAUUAAAUUGCGCGCAGAGCUCGCCCUGCUCAAGUCUGGAACUCUGCCUUCAAUCGUGGAUGCAGACGGCCGAACCCCGCCGAUCAGCGACGGUCGAACUUCGCCAGCUAGUCCGUCCCCCGAUGUUCAGGAGCUCCACAACAAGUUCACGGAUCUUUCGCACCGGUACGCGCAAUUGCUGUCGGAGCAAGUGCAGUUUCCGAGGGUGAGCAGUGAGAACGGCGUGCCUCCGCAAUCUAUGCAAGACGAAUUCUGUCGGGUCGUCGAUCCGAUUAUUGAGGAGUACGAGCGCUCAAUUUCCGCCAUCGAAAGUCAGCUCGCGUUGACCCGGGCUGCGCUGAGCCAUUCCGAAGACGAGCUGCGCGAAUUAGAGAUCCGAGUGGAAGCCGAAGUCGCCACGAAUCAGUCGAACGCAAAGAAUAUGGAGGAACUCAAGGCAAGAAUCGCCAGGUUCUGCGAGCGGGAGGCUACGACCGAGGCCUAUGUUCGCGAUCUGGAGUCGAAGCUGAAGGACUUUGGCGAUCAGGACGCUUCUCGGGGAUCGGCUGUUACGGAUUUGCGCAAGGAGAUUACCCGGCAUCGAGAGCACGGCGUAACCCAAGAAUUGUACAUCAAGGACCUCGAGGUUCGUCUUGCCAAGGCCGAAGAAACGGGAGCGCUUAUGAGGAACCGGAUAGACGUUCUUGAGCGUGACAUCGGGCGGCAUGAGGAAGCUUAUCGAGAGCUCGAAACUCGCCUGAGCCUGCUCAACACUGCGGAUGACCAGAAAAUACUGCUCGCCGAGUUGGACACCAAAAACCUGCGCUUGAUUGAGCUUGAACGCUCUGUCGACGACCUGAAGCGUCAAAACUCGGCGGCGGAGACGGAGGUGGAGCGUCUGGUCAGACUCGCCGCCACCGAGACAGAGUCGCGCGCUGAGCUUCAGAGUCGAGUACGAAGCCUCGAGAGAGCCGCCACGUUAUCGACUACUGCUCGGGACUCCGUAGUCCGCGAUUCGCUUCCCGAAGAGACCGGUUUGGAUUCAAUUUACGGAAGCGCACUGGUCAACCGUGGGUCCGCCGUAAAUGGGUCGGCCGACUCGACGCGGGGUGUACUAGUCCCACUCUCCCAAAAUGGCGACGAGCUGGUGUCCCGUGGAACCGGUUCCGGGGUGUUGGGCGAUGGCUGCGAAGAGACACCCCUGUCUCCGACAUCCCCAUCGCGGUCAGCUUCGAGUUCGCCGAAUAAAAACCGCGGACCUCGGGCUCGUCGAAGCAUGCCCCUCUCCCCCCAACACCGGCUGAGUUUUCUGGGACGAGGACAAGGACCCCAUCUGCCUAUAGCAACGCAUUCGCGUUCGGCGUCGUUUUCUUGUCCGGAGCAGUCCUCGCCCAUACCAUCACAAGCCUCCUUACCCCCGAAAGCCCGCUCGCCCUCACCGUCCGAUGGGCGCUCUCCCUCUGCCGCUUCGCGCGAUAAUCCCUUUGGCGUUCCUUUCAGUCCAACCCAUGGAACUCAAUCGGCUUUCACGAACGAGCGCACCUAUGAGCAAAUGGAGACGGAGAUCAGGAGGCUACAGCAAGCCUUGACCGAGCGCGAACGGGAGACGAUUGCACAAGAAGUCCCCUUGCUGCGUUCGCGUGGCGAUUGUUCCGAGAGCUCGAACUCCGACGAUACCCCCAGAUUUGGGGUUGUUGUGUCGAACUCCAGGCACAGCGUCACAGGGUGCUCAACUUCGCCCAGUGAAGAGCCGCCAGCCAGUGACAACAAACUCGUCGGCGAUGCCGACACGGCGGCCGAGCGACUGGACCAUUUGAUGCGGUCCAUGGCCCAGAAAGAAUCCCUUCAUCGAGCCGUAGUCGAUCAACUGCAGGAUAGCCUCACAAGUCUGCAGCGCCGAUUUGACGAGUUGAGUGUGCUUUCGCGCGAUCAAGUCACCAACAUGUCUCGGGAGAUCGGUCGAUUACGCGCACAAAUCGUUGGGUCCAAUGCCACUUUUGCGUCCGAAUCGCUCGACCGGUCGGAUCAAGGCGGGUUGACCGAUGACCCUAUCGAGGGGCGAGGAAUCUGCGACGAUCAUGUGUUCUCAGGUGAGACCUGCAAGGACAAAGUUUUUUUCUGGUAUUGUGUUGACAUUUUAAUCUCCUCCAAAUGCACAUAGGUACGCGGCAUGUUUCGGACCAGUCGGAGUCGAUCGAGGUUGGACCAUCGCGAGAUCUCGACGAUUUCGGAGAGGCGCACAAUUUCCGCGAUGAAGAGGACGACGAAACGGAUCAUGUUGAGGCCGACUGCGCCUCGUCGGAGAAUACACUAGCUUUCGAGCUCGCCGAAGCAACAAAUCGCGAACUCUCAACACUCGCCGAGGCAGGCCAGACUCGGAUUUUGAGCACAAUGCACCCACACACAGUGCUCGACCAAUACCCCAGCGCUCCUCCACAGAGUGAGCACCUAGUCCAGAGUGCGACCACUUCGACUGAGCCCGAAACAACAGCGUCGCAAGACGACCUUGAGGCCCUGCACGCGCUCGAGCUGAAGCAACGCGAAGCAGCGCAUUCGGACGAGUUAGCACGGCUCGAAGCAACCCAUCAAAGUGCGCUGGACGAAAGGGAUAGGGCUCAUGCCGACGUUGUCGCAAAAUUGGAACUUCAGCGAGCACAAGACCUUGAAAUGGCGGCGACGCUGCACUCGUCCGCUACGAGUGUCCUCGAGAAGGUGAACGAGGCACAAAGUUCACGAACGGAAGAAUCGCAUGCUGCAGCUGUGCGAGCUCUUGCGGAAUCCCAAGAGGCAGUGCUCGACGCGUCGCGAGAGGCGGCUUCAGUACGUCUCACUCAGCUUUCUGCCCAGCACGAGGCUGCGCUAUUGUCGAAGCAUAACGCCCAUCAUGCGGCGAUCAGGAUGGCGGAGGCGGAGCAGACGAGGCUGAUCAAUGACCUCAACAAAGUGAGUGCCAGAACCGAGGUCACCUCUAAGAAACGCCAAGGCCGUUGACUUACGAUCUGUUUCCGAAAUCAACAGUCGCACAUUCAAGAACUCCACGCACUCAGCGACACCCUGCUGAGCUCACACCAGGAAGAGUUACGCAGGAUAGAUGCCGCGCAUCUAGAGUCCGUUGCCUUGUUGGAGAAGCAGCAUCGGGACAACACCACUGCGCUGCAAACGACGCAUGAGCAGGCUGUCUACUCGAUGCGGAUAGAGCACGAACAAGCUCUCGAUCUUCUACGCACCGAGUCGGAGAAGGAGAUUGCCUCUCUACGAGCUGCACACGAAAACGAGUCCGCCAGCAUGCGGGACACUUUCGAGGACGAGCUGGCUUCACUACGCUCGGUCCACGAAGUGGCCGUCUCAUCGAUACGCGCCGACCACGCCAAACACACCGCAGUACUGCAGGCAGCCCACGAUCGGGAGAUGGCGUUGUCGAGGGCGAUGCACGAGCAAGAGCUAGCGCAGAAAUCCUCGGAAGCUGCCGCGAUUUGCGAGAAGAUCCGGACCACCAGCCUUGCAAAGAUCGACUUGGCUACGAAAGAACGGGACGAAACGCAAUCCAAAUACGUCGAAUUGGACAAAUCAUACGCGCUGCUUGAGGGCAACCUCGCGGAUGCGCAGAAGUCGUUGACGAGGAUGCAGACUGACCACAGUUGCUCGACAUCCGCACUCAAUCAAGAACUGGUGGAUGCCCGACUGCUCGCCGAUCGGCUUGCGGCAGAGGCAGACGCCCUUCGUCAAGAGCGGGUCCUGGAGCAUUCCCAAAGUAAAGGACCGGCCACUUCCUCGGUCGACGCCCAGGGUGCUGCCGACCAGGGCAAUUCGACAGGUCUGACUCAAGAUCUCACCAUGCCGCCCCGGUCUUUGCCGACAAGUUCACAAGCGCCUAAUCGUUCGGGGAGCAUUUCCAGUGCGAGCCAUUCGGCGAUCAGUCCUCGUGAAUCGGUGGCGAGCGGGACGGCUAGCCCUCCACCGACAAAGACGAUCGACUCGAGCCUCGUAGUGCAAAGAGUGGACGAGCUUGAGGCUCAGGUUUCCAAGCUUGUGAAGCAGCUCACGCACUGCGAGGGGGACCUGCAAGCCAACAUCGACCUCGUGAAUACACUCGAGUCGGCCCUGAGCGACAGCGAACGGAAUCUCCGCAAAGCUCGCGUGCAGAUGAACGACUUGGCCAAGGAGCGCGACAACUACCUAAGCCAGAACGAGGCUAUCCGUCGAGAACUACAAGAUUCGCAUAACGAGACGGAGAACGUCCGAAAUUCCAUGUAAGUGGUCGUGCCAGUUGAAGUUGUCAACAGAGGCCGAGCUGGUCGAUUGGAGGGCUGACGGGCAAUUAGACUUUGGGUUUAAUUUACCGCAGUAUGGAGGUCGAAUCCCAGCUCCAAGCUGAGCGGUACAAUCGGGAGCGGGCAAAACAAGAAUUGGAACGCCGCCUGGAAGACGUCAACCGCAAAGGCAAGAACAAGUUCGCUUGUUUCUAG
Microbotryum saponariae is the source of this 6306-nucleotide messenger RNA. The record is from the annotation of a GenBank genome assembly. NCBI's taxonomy places the organism in Eukaryota, Fungi, Basidiomycota, Microbotryomycetes, Microbotryales, Microbotryaceae.